UAAAAUAUAUUUAUCUCCAAAACGAUUGUUCAAUAAAUCUGAUAAUAAAUAAAAUAUUUGUUAUUUCGUUCAGUCGUGCAAAAUUACCUACAAAUAUUACAUCAAAAAAUGAAGACUAUCUUUAUAGCAACAUUGUGUUGCAUUUCACUAGCUUGUGCAUCAGUUAUUAUUAAAGCCGAUGAUGUAGAUUUAGAUGAAGAAGAGUACAAACGUCAGUUUGGCACUUUUAACAUAGAAAGUCUAGUAAAAGGUUUCGGUUAUCCCUUCGAAAAGCAUUCAGUAACCACCAAAGAUGGGUACAUCCUGGAAAUUCACAGGGUCCAGUACAGUCCAAGCAAUGAUAAAACCGACAAUAGACCUCCGGUACUAGUGAUGCAUGGCUUACUUGGCUCCUCCGCAGAUUUUUUCCAUAUAGGACCUGGAAAAUCUCUACCAUUACGUUUGGCUGAUGUUGGAUAUGAUGUAUGGGUAGGGAAUAACAGAGGAAAUACCUGGAGUACCAAGCAUCAAACGUUGAAUCCGUCUAAAAAUGAGACGUUCUGGGAUUUUGGAUUAGACGAAUUAGGUAGUUUUGAUUCUCCUGCUAUUAUCGACUACAUUCUAAAUCAAACAAAAACAAAACAAUUAUCCUUAGUAGGACAUUCCACUGGAGCUUCACAGUUUUUCAUGAUGUUAGCAUCUAAACCCGAAUAUAACAAAAAAGUUAAAGUUAUGACAGCUCUAGGUCCAGUUGUCUAUUUGAAACAUACAACGAGCAUCCUUUUGGAUCUUGUCAAUUCGAAAGAUUAUGUAGCAAUAUUGGCUGUGGAGAAAAAGUUGAAAUCAAAGCAAUUUUUAACACGCAGCCUCAUUUUGGAUAUUGGCUUGGGGGUUGUGUGCAAAGCUGGUUCUAAAUUUAUAGGUAUAUGCGAAGCCGUGUUGUUCCUCCUUCAAGGGUUCGAUACCAAGGAGCUCAGUAAAGAAUUGACUGAAAAGUUCUAUAAAACAUUUCCAGCUGGAACUUCUAUAAAAGAAUUGAACCAUGUCCUACAAGCAAGAGUUUCAGGUGAAUUCAGACAUUUCGAUUACGGAAUAGGAAAUUUGGAUAUAUACAAUGAACCAACUCCUGCCCCUUACAAGCUGUCCAAAGUUUCCGUACCUGUUGGAAUUUUUUAUGGAAAAAACGAUUUAAUUGUAUCAAAAACUGAUAUUGGUCGAUUAGCAAGUGAACUGCAGAACGUAGUAGAGAAUUAUCAAAUUGAGUAUCCACAAUUUAACAAUUUGGACUUUCUUUUAGCCAAAGAUGUCGAUUCACUAGCAAAUGUAUACAUUAUAAAUACCCUGAAUACUUAUAAUGGCUUUGCUCCUAUUCCAACAACCACAACAACUUCCACAACUGACUCAUCAACUUCCUCAACUGACUCAUCAACUACCACAACAGCAGAAAGUUCGUCAACAGAGAACCCAACAACAGACUCUUCAUCUCUUCUUACACCAUCAUCUUUUGUAGUAGCACAACUAUUGCUAGGAUUAUCAAUUUUUCAGUACUAUUUUAAAUAGAAAACUUUUGUAAUUUUUUUUAAUAUAGUAUCUAUGCCAAUAACCUUUUAAGGGGAUUUACCCAUGAUUUUAAGAUGAACUUAUUUAUUUAGGUGUAUGCCAAAAACAAAUUUUUAAUAUAAAAUUGUGUAAGCAACACAGACACUAAUUUAGAAUUGUAUUUUAGUUUAAAAAAUGAAAUCAACCACAUUUGGUUGGUAAUAAAUAGUACACCAUAUUGUUGUGUUUUAUGUUCAAUUAUUGUUGUUGUCGUUUAAUCGUUUAUAUGUUAGUGAGUGGUCUGAAAUGUCAGAUUUAAAUCGCUAAAGAAAUACAGGGUGUCCCAAAUAAGAGUGAUCGAUUUUAAAUGUAAAUGCACAGCCUAUUAAUUGCUCU
Molecule: messenger RNA, 1914 nt
Organism: Psylliodes chrysocephalus
Lineage: Eukaryota; Metazoa; Arthropoda; Insecta; Coleoptera; Chrysomelidae
Source: the annotation of a GenBank genome assembly